UCUACUUGCUUGGAUAGAUUAUGUCUUGCUUUUAUAGAUUAUGUGUGAGGAAAUACGCUUUUUCUUCCUUGUCUGUAGAGGAAGAGAUCAGAACAUAGUGCUUGGUGUAAAACUUUCACCGGGAUGAGUGGAGAGAUGCAGCCUGCUGUGGUAAGAUUUUGUUGUGGCAUUCUGAGGUUGCUCUGUUGAGUUUUUUGAGAGCUCUUUUUUUUUUUUUUUUCUUUCACCUCCCCCAGUCUAUUAACCAGACCAUCAUGCUUAAUUUUCUUUCCCCGCAUGAUUCAGGAACAUUUUAUCAGGAUAGACUCACAGAAAGAACCAGAGUGUGUAUUUGUCAUUGGAAUUGAGCUUGCUUUUUAAAUGAAUUUGUUUUAAAUAUCUGUGGAUAAUAGGUGUUUUGUGUAAAAGGGUUGUAAUUGCCUUUGUAAUCUUGUGCUAGGGGUGAAGUUGGGUUCUAGUUUCCCUUUACAGUUAGUUUUUGUGAAGAGGCAUAUAGUUAAAGUGAAAGCACAGUGUCUGGGACAAUAAUUGUUUGAAAUUUUUUCCUAUCUCACUUUAAAAGAAAUGAAUUGAGGUAUUCCUAUUCUGGAGAUACUGUUUUCCUUCAAAAUGAAACAUCCAAAUGCAGACACCUGCAUCUCUCUGCUAACUGUCUGGUCUCUUCACUUGCAGCAACAUUCCUAGAUUUCCUGAUUAUUUUCCCUGAUUAUUUUUAAUUAUUUUAAUUAUUUUUUCCUGAUUAUUUUGAAUUUUUUUUUCAGAAAAAUUUUGUUUUAAAUGUUGGUGGAGACAAUUCAUUAGUUUUUCUCAUUUUAUUCCUUAAAAGAAGAAGGAUAGUCCAAAACCAAGACAGAAGAGUCCUUACUGUUCUAACUGCUACAGCUCAUGGAUUAUAUCCUGCAACAAUGAAGACAGCUCAGGCUCUGCAGAGAAUGUGGUCACAUGCAGUCAAAAAGUUGGGGAUUUUGAAAGGGCACAUGAAGUAUGAAGAAAUUGGCAAGGCCUCAGGCAUGGAAGAGCUGAUAUGGGAACAGUACACAGUGACCUUACAAAAGGAUUCAAAACGAGGAUUUGGGAUUGCAGUUUCUGGCGGCAGAGAUAACCCUCAUUUUGAAAACGGUGAAACAUCGAUAGUAAUUUCGGAUGUUCUCCCAGGUGGUCCAGCAGAUGGAUUACUUCAAGAAAAUGACCGAGUGGUCAUCGUUAAUGGGACCCCAAUGGAAAAUGUUCUACAUUCUUUUGCAGUUCAGCAGCUUAGAAAAAGUGGAAAAGUGGCCACCAUUGUAGUGAAAAGACCAAGGAAAGUGCAGACUGCUGCCCUGCAAAGAAGCCCCUCCCUUGACUAUGAAGACAGAGCUUUAGAUGUUAUGGAUGACCAUGCAGAAUUUGAUGGCAAAAGUGCUCGAAGUGGCUACAGUGAGAGAAGCUGGCACAGUGGAAACGGGGGGCGCAGCCAAAGCUGGGCAAACAACCUGGACCAGAGCUAUAGAGAUGAGCACGACCGAGGGCGUAACCGGGGCAGAGACCGUGACAGGGAAUGCAGCUACAGCCGCGAUCGCAGUCGUGGCAGGAGCGUUGACAGGAGCUUGGAUCGAGACUAUAGAAGGGAUCAGAGCAGAGGAAGGAGCAUCGACAGGGAUGCUGGCUAUGAGCGGGACUACAGAGGAGACUACAGCCCACCCAGUUACAGUCAUGGAUCUGUAUCUGAUCCUAGAUAUGGGAGGGAAAUGAGGAGUCGUAGUCAGGACAGGCUUCGUUCCCGCAGUCCUUCUCCCGAAAUACACAGCCAACAUGAGUACCUAGGGCCACAGGAUCAGCAUGCACCAAUCAGUGUUCUCCUAACAAAAGGCAGACAUAAUGAAGAGUAUGGACUCCGUCUUGGAAGUCAGAUCUUCAUAAAAGAAAUGACUCGUACUGGCCUAGCAACCAAAGAUGGCAACCUUCAUGAAGGAGAUAUCAUUCUCAAGAUCAAUGGUACAGUGACAGAGAACAUGUCUUUAGCUGAUGCCCGAAAAUUGAUUGAGAAAUCUCGUGGGAAACUCCAGCUGGUUGUUCUCAGGGACCGAAAGCAGACACUGCUCAACAUUCCUUCCCUGAACGACAGUGACUCAGAAAUGGAUGAUAUUUCUGAAAUAGAGUCAAACAGAUCAUUCUCCCCUCAAGAUGACAGAUUGCAUCAUUCUGAUCUAGAUUCACAUUCAUCCAAUGAAAAACUGAAAGAGAAACCAAAUGCAAAAGAGGAUCCCUCCAGUAGGAUGUCCAGAAUGGGAGCAAUGCCUACUCCAUUCAAAUCAACUGGUGACAUUGCUACACCUGCUGUUACAGCUGUAGACUCAAACAAAGAACUGAAGUACCAAGAUGACCCAGCAGUGCCUCAGCCAAAAGCAGUUACACGAACAAUUCUUAAACCCAGCCCAGAAGAUGAAGCAAUAUAUGGUCCUAAUACAAAAAUGGUGAGAUUCAAGAAGGGAGACAGCGUGGGUCUACGACUGGCUGGUGGAAAUGAUGUAGGAAUAUUUAUUGCUGGCAUUCAAGAAGGUACCUCAGCUGAUCAGGAGGGACUGCAGGAAGGAGAUCAGAUUCUUAAGGUAAACACUCAAGACUUCAGAGGCAUUGUUCGGGAAGAAGCUGUUUUGUAUCUCUUAGAAAUUCCCAAAGGUGAAACCGUGACAAUUUUGGCUCAAAGCAAAUAUGAAGUCUACAGAGACAUCAUGGCCUGUGGCAGAGGAGAUUCAUUCUUCAUAAGGAGUCACUUUGAGUGUGAAAAAGAGUCACCACAGAGUUUAGCAUUCACCAGAGGGGAGAUCUUUAGAGUAGUUGAUACCCUGUAUGAUGGCAAACUGGGAAACUGGCUGGCUGUAAGAAUUGGAAAUGAACUGGAAAAGGGCCUCAUUCCAAAUAAGAGCAGAGCUGAACAGAUGGCCAGUGUUCAAAAUGCCCAAAAAGAUGGCUCAGGUGAUAGGGCAGAUUUCUGGAGAACACGUGGCCAGCGAUCUGGAGCAAAGAAGAAUCUGAGGAAGAGCCGUGAAGAUCUGACAGCUAUUGUAUCUGUGAGCACAAAAUUCCCAGCCUAUGAGCGCGUCCAGUUGCGUGAAGCUGGUUUUAAGAGACCUGUGGUGAUAUUUGGCCCUAUUGCAGAUGUCGCUAUGGAAAAGUUGUCAAAUGAUUUGCCUCACCUGUACCAGACAGCAAAGACAGAGCCCAGAGAUGCAGGUUCGGAGAAGUCAACUGGGGUAGUGCGCUUGAACACUGUGAGGCAAAUCAUUGAGCAGGAUAAACAUGCUCUGUUGGAUGUCACUCCUAAAGCAGUGGACCUGCUAAAUUACACCCAGUGGUUUCCAAUUGUGGUCUUCUUUAACCCAGACAGUAAGCAGGGUGUGAAGACCAUGAGACAAAGGCUAUGUUCUACAUCAAACAAGAGCUCAAGAAAACUUUAUGAGCAAGCAAACAAACUGAAGAAAACUUGUUCCCACCUCUUUACAGCAACCAUUAAUUUGAAUUCAGCCAACGACAGCUGGUAUGGUAGCCUGAAGGAUACAAUUCAGCAGCAGCAAGGAGAAGCAGUAUGGGUAUCAGAAGGAAAGAUGGAUGGCAUGGAAGAUGAUGCAGAUGAUCGUAUGUCUUACCUUACUGCCAUGGGUGCUGACUAUUUGAGCUGUGACAGUCGGCUGAUCAGCGACCUAGAGGAUACAGAUGGAGAAGGUGGAGCAUACACUGACAAUGAACUUGAUGAGCCUUUGGAGGAACCAAGGAUUUCAUCUGUUAGCCGAUCCUCUGAACCUGUGCAUCACGAGGAGAGUUUAAAAAAGUUUACCCCAGAACCAAGGGCUCAGUUAAGAAAAGCUGGUAGCAGGGAGAUCCUUAGAGAACCAAGUCCACCUCCAGCAUUCAAGCCUGAACCACCUAAGGGAAGGUUACAAAACAAAGAGGAUCCAUAUGACUUCCCUAAGAACUAUGACUCCAGAUCAAGUAAUGUUGCUAUCAGCAGUGAGACUUCAAAUGUAUCAGCUAAAGCAGCGCCACCACCUGUUUCUGUGAAACCUGCCUUUGGGCGUCCCAUUCUGAGAAACUCUCAGCCAGCAGUCCUGCCUGCAGAGGAGGAGGAGGAGGAGGAAGCAAAGUUGGAAGAGGAAGGAAGCGAACAAGAAAAUACUCCAAAAUCAGUACUGAGGAAAGUAAAAAUAUUUGAGGAGAUGGAUCACAAGGCAAGGAUGCAAAGAAUGCAAGAGCUACAAGAGGCCCAAAAUGCCAGGCUUGAAAUAGCCCAGAAGCAUCCAGAUAUUUAUGCUGUCCCUGUCAAAACACAGAAGUCUGAACAGAACUGGCCCCAGCCGAUGAGCUCCAGGCCUCCGGAACCCCAGAAACCUCCUGUCAGACCUUACCUGGAGAACCGUGUCAGUUACGGCAGUGAUGUGGAGGAGGAGGAGGAGGAGUACCGCAGGCAGCUGGCAGACCACUCUAAGAAGGGCUAUUAUGGACAGCCUUCCAGAUACAGGGACACUGAGUUGUAGGCUUGCUAGCAUGUCCAUGUCCAACACUCUUCUGAGGUUUCUUCCUUCGCAGCCAAAAUGGAACAGUAGUUAGUCUUGAAAAGCUGUAUUUUUACCGGGGGUGGUGUUAGAGGGUACGCUACUCAACUCAGACAUAUCUAUACACUGGAACUGGAAGAGUUCAUUUUUUGGGGAUAUUACUUUGUCAGCGUCUAUGAAAAGAAAUCACUAUUGCCUGAAUGCUGUUGCCUGUUUUAUAAGGACCAAAUCCUUACAGUUUGUGUUAAUUCUUGGCAUUUUCAUAUUUUAAUGUAAGUCCUCCUCUUCCCUUUUUAUUAAUGCUGCCUUUUUGGACUGUUCUCUUCUGUGUUAUGAAAGUAUGAUCCCAGAGAUACGCUUCCUAAUGCAAUAGAAACUAAAUGUGAAAGUGUAUUUGAAGAACAGUAAGUGCCUUUAACAAGAAGCAUCUGAAAUUGUUUCGACAUCUGAUACUUGGCGCAAAGCCAUAACACACUAAAAAGGGGAUUGACUGUUUUACCUAUCUUUAUUUUUUAUCAGUUUCAUGGUAACAAUUUUCCUUGCAUGUUAUUUUUCUAAGUUCAUAGGUGCAUAUGCAAUAUUCAUAAAUACUGACUGUAUAUAUUAAAGGUGCAAUUGACUGGGUGGUUGGAAAAGACCAGGAUGUGCUUAAACAGAGAAAAUGGUGUAGAAAAUUC
This is a messenger RNA of Cinclus cinclus, 5206 nucleotides long. It is a transcript of the gene TJP2, whose product is annotated as tight junction protein 2. Gene Ontology annotation, molecular function: cell adhesion molecule binding. Gene Ontology annotation, cellular component: plasma membrane; bicellular tight junction. Lineage: Eukaryota; Metazoa; Chordata; Aves; Passeriformes; Cinclidae. The record is from RefSeq and is a predicted model, not a curated record. Gene Ontology annotation, biological process: protein localization to cell-cell junction; positive regulation of blood-brain barrier permeability; cell-cell junction organization. The coding region runs from base 906 to 4511 and encodes 1201 amino acids. The transcript is spliced from 25 exons.